AUGAUGCAUUCGGUUUUCUUGGACGAUGAGCCAGCAGCUGAUCAGGACUGGCAAAUCCUAGAACAUGGCUACGGAGGGCCGCGCACUCCUUCCACUACCAGCGACGCUCACGACACUGAGACGGACACUCGAGCUCAGCAGUACGAUACCAGCGACGCGGGCAGCGAUGAUGACUAUGGAGGAUCCACGCAAGAGGCUCCAAAGCGCAAAAAGGGGGGCUAUGACAGUCGAAUUGAGCAGAUACUCUAUGAGAACCCGGAUCUUCCAAUUCUCAUUGUGGAUGCUGGCAAGAGCUUGGAAAGUGGUGGAAAAUAUAUUGUGUAUACUAUUCGGACUGGGGAUCUGGAAGUCAGAAGAAGAUACUCAGAAUUCGCAUCUCUCAGAGAUGCCUUGUCUCGUUUACAUCCGACCCUGAUCAUGCCGCCAAUCCCAGAGAAACAUACUAUGGCAGACUAUGCUGCGAACCCAACUAAGGCGAAGCAAGACCAGCAAAUCAUCGAUCUGCGAAAGCGCAUGUUGGCGGUCUUCUUGAACAGAUGUAGGCGCAUGGAUGAGGUCCGGAACGAUGGGGUUUGGUGGAGGUUCCUUGAUCCGAAUUCAAGCUGGAACGAGGUCUUACAUUCUCACCCAAUUGCAUCCAUCCCAAAAUCCAACAUGAAAGCCCCGCCGCUCGACCCCGCCAACCCCUCACCUGCUCACGCAUUUCUUCCUGUUCCAGCUACAUCUGCGAAGUUGAAGGCUGCUUCUUCCUCGUCGACCAAUGCCCAGGGAAUGCCAAAUCAACCUUCCGAAUAUGCUGCCAGUCCGUCCACAGCUGCACAUACCAUACCUGGCAUCCAAGUGUUUGGCCGAUUUCCGCCAGACUCUCAACACUUGAGCGAACAGGAGCUUGACCCAUACUUUAUAAACUUCGAAGCUGGUACAAAGGAGCUUGAAUUACUUCUUACGGGACCUAUUGAGAAGGUCAAUAGGAGGACACUUCAACACCUGUCAUCCCUAUCGUCGGAUUUAGCAGAGCUUGGCGCAAGAUUCAAUGGCUUUUCGCUGUCAGAACCAUCACCAUCUCUUGCAGCUGCGAUUGAAAGGGUCGGGCAAGCUGUUGACUCUUCUUACCUGGCGACGGAGGAGCUAUCUGGGUCUCUAGGCGCAAGCUUCGCUGAGCCAAUGAGAGAAAGUGCACAGUUUGCUGGUGUUGUCAGAAGUGUUCUUCGAUACCGUGUUUUAAAGCGUGUUCAGCAAGAGAUGACCAAUGAUGAGCUGGCAAAGAAGAGAGCACUACUUGAGUCACUCGAGCGAAGCGAGACGGAAGCUAAGAGAAUUGAGCAAUAUUUGAACAGUAGCGGUACAGGCAAUCUGCCACGGCGGUCAAAUUCGUCAUCUAAUAGGGAUCCUCUCAGCACUAGACGAGAGAAUAAUCAAGAAGAUACGGCAUCUAUCGACUCCGACUUUCCCCCAACUCACGGCGAUGGAUCUAGCCCUCCUUCAGCAACCCAAGGAGCACCUGAAGAACAGCCCAGUCCAGCUCACCGGAAAAGCUCAAGUGGAAACUUCAUCACCAACAAGAUCUUUGGUCGUAUCAGUCACGCGGUCCAUGGAGUUGUUGAUGUUGACCCCGAAAGAACGAGACGAGAUCAGAUUGGCAAGACGAGAGAGUCCAUUGAGCAGUUGGAGCAAGCACAACAAGCUUCGGAGCAGGAUGUUCGUAAUGCUAGUGCCGGUGUGCUCAAGGAUUUGAAGCGGUUCCAGGCUGAGAAGGAAGAUGAUUUGAGACGGUAUAUGCUUGCAUAUGCGAAGAGUCAAAUCGAAUGGGCAAAGAAGAAUAAGGAGACGUGGGAGGAAGCGAAGGCUGAGAUCAACAAGAUCGAUGAGAGUUGA
Molecule: messenger RNA, 1875 nt
Organism: Cadophora gregata
Lineage: Eukaryota; Fungi; Ascomycota; Leotiomycetes; Helotiales; Ploettnerulaceae
Gene: ATG20
Product: Sorting nexin, cytoplasm-to-vacuole targeting pathway/endosomal sorting
Exons: 4
Coding region: 1-1875 (624 amino acids)
Biological process (GO): retrograde transport, endosome to Golgi
Molecular function (GO): phosphatidylinositol binding
Source: RefSeq, a predicted model, not a curated record